Messenger RNA from Lingula anatina, 1178 nucleotides. RefSeq names its product disintegrin and metalloproteinase domain-containing protein 9. Gene Ontology annotation, biological process: membrane protein ectodomain proteolysis. Gene Ontology annotation, molecular function: metalloendopeptidase activity. The record is from RefSeq and is a predicted model, not a curated record. Lineage: Eukaryota; Metazoa; Brachiopoda; Lingulata; Lingulida; Lingulidae.
UAUGUGUGGGAUGCUCCACUGUCAACACCAGAAUGAAAAACUUAUGUUUUGGAGAGAGGCCCUGUCCAGACUGCUGCCAUAUACAACUCUAGAUGUGAAUGGUGUGAGAAUAAAAUGCAAAUCUGCCAUUUUGGAUGUUGGAUUAAAUGAUCUUGAUCCUGGCAUGACACCAGAUGGUGCCAAGUGUGGUGAAGAUAAACUAUGUGUGAACCAAACCUGUAUGUCUUUUGACCAACUUGGAGUGGCUCCAUGUCCAGAGGAUUGUAAUCAGAACGGGAUAUGUAACAGCAAUAAUAAUUGUCACUGUGAAGUUGGCUUGGCUCCCCCGUCAUGUAACACACCAGGGUAUGGGGGAAGUGUAGACAGUGGACCGGCCUCUAGCAACAAAGAUACUUCUUCAAUGUCAGUUACCUCUACUGUAUCAGUUACAUCUUUUAAUGUUACUUAUAAAACAGACAGCAUUGUUACUUCCACUGUUGCACAAUCAACUGAAAGUUCUGACACUGCUAUAAGACCCACAGAAAUCCCACCUCAAGGUGACAAUUCGUUAAUGAUAGGACUCCUGAUUUUCUUCCUGCUUAUUGUUCCUCUCCUUGUGAUUGGUGGAUUUUUCGCCUAUCGAUACAGAGAGCAACUCAAAGUUUGGUGGGGACAGAAGGCUUCUGCUGCAUACAAAUAUAAGGAUGCAGCCCCACCUAAAUCCUCAAGAAGAUCUGAAUCGUCUGUUAAAUCUCCCAGCAAGCCUCGACCCCUACCUAGUAUUGCUGCAGUAGAGGCUCAAAGUGUUCAAGAGAGACCUCCACCACCACCUGCACCUGUCCCUAAAGACCCAGUUAACAGGCAACCUAGCACUGGAUCUGCAAAGAUGCCAAUUUCCAACCCAGUACUUCAGAGCACAACUAACAGAACACCAUCAUUUAAAGAUGCUAAAUUCAUUGAGAAGCCAAGAGUAAUAGUGAGACCAACUGUCUAUGCCAACUUGCCAGAUUCUGAAAACAGUGAUGAAGACAGUGGGUAUGUAACUGGAGGAAAGCCUGCAAGACCACCCAAACCAUGGUCAGAAAACAGUGAUCAGUCCAGUGCUAAUCAAAAUCAACCUCCACCACGCCCUAGUGUUCCACCAGGUCAAGUUCCAGCCACCACCAAACAGACCUAGUCAGUUAACCAGACCUAACCAG